ACUGCUAGCCUGCUAAGCUAGCGAAGCUAACAACUUUUCGUUCAUUAUUGCUGGGGCACUUUUCUUUGUUGCUAGCUAGCGGGUAGCCUGUCUUCACAACAGCAGCAGUGUUGUGUCGUUGUUUAUUGGUUGUUCCCCUCGCAGCCGCUUGUUGUCCCCGAAUCGGACACAAACACAGAAAGGAAGUUGACUGUGUUGUGCUAAAUGAGUUUGUGGUAAAUGACUCGCAGACGCCGGGCAACGUUAGCUAGCAUCAUUUCCCCAAACACAUACAUCAGAUGCGUUGCUAAGCAGUACAGCACAGCCCCAGGAGUGGCUAACAUAUCCAAUAAUAUGCACGCGUGAUCCGUGUUUUGAGCCACACUUCCCGAAACCUCCAGUAAAGGAGAGCCACAGAGGUGGAGAGCCAGAUCAGCUGGUGCUGCAAGACCCGUCCCAGAGUUUGUAUACUUUGAUGCAGGUUUACUCCAGUCUUGUCUCCCUGUCCGACCGUCCAUGAAAUGGUGGUUAUGGUGGUGUUGCUGAUGGAUGCAUGAGGAGAAAGCCCCCUAUGGUAUCUUGGCUGCACCACACAACUUCCACAUGGAUUCCGGCAAUGAUGACGCACUUGAUAUCAUUAUCACUAAUGUGGUGGCGACCUUCAAGACCAGGUGUCACCUCAACUUACGCACCAUUGCCUUAGAGGGAGUCAAUGUCAUCUAUAAGCCAGAAUGUGGGAAAGUCCUGAUGAAGCUUCGUAAGCCCAAGAUAACAGCCUCGAUUUGGUCGUCAGGGAAAUGCAUCUGCACUGGAGCAACAAGUGAGGAUGAUGCGAAACGUGGUGCUCGCAGGUUAGCGCGCUGUAUCCAGAAACUAGGCUUCAAGGUGAGGUUUUCGGCCUUCAAAGUCGUGAACGUGCUGGCAGUUUGCUCCAUGCCCUUUUCAGUCCAGCUCAUAGACUUUACGAAGAACAACCGCCCCAUUGCCAGUUAUGAACCAGAGCUCCAUCCAGCUGCCACAUACAGGAUCAAACAUAUCAAGGCUACUAUUCAAGUGUUCUCCACUGGCAGCAUCACAGUUACAGGACCAAAUGUGCAGAAUGUGGCCACGGCUGUGGAGGAAGUCUACCCACUACUGUUUGAGUGUAAGAAGCCCCUCCGCAAAUAAAGGAAUUGCAUGCCCAACAAGACGGGAGACGUAAGUGAAAGAGAAGACAAGACCGAGGAAGCACCGUAUCUGUGGAGAUUAUUUCCUUGAUUUUUAUGACUACACGGCAACAGCCCAUCCACAAAUGUCUUAAACAUAACCGACGGGUCAUAUUGAAUUACCCGGAACCUCAGCAGCCCCACUUGAAAUCUUAAACUCUCACAAAAAUGUCAGUAGUGUUGUGGAUUCUGUGGCUUUUGUGCUUUUUAACAGUCGACAUGCAAAUGUCUUCCAAUCCAGAGACUGCUCGUCUCCUCUAAAGCGGACUCGCACUGGAGGGUGGUGGAAGUGUUUUGCUCUCGCUCUUUACUUGCUCUGGGUUCUUCUGCAUGGACACAGAAAGACCAACUUUUCUAAAUGCUUUAGUCUCAACUCUUACCCUAUACACAGCAAGAUGUGUCGUCCAAUUUAAUGCUUUUUCAGGAAGAAUCCCGUCCGCAAUUUAUUUGAAGAGGUGUUAACACUAAUACAGGACAUCACUGUAUUAUGCACGUUAAUGCAUGAAGAGAAAACGGCAGUUAUCACCACGGACUGAUGGUGGGGGGGAUGUCCUUUUUAAAGCUGCAUAAUUCUUCUCUAAAUGUGUUUUCAUCUCUGAUUUUAAUUGUUGCACACUUCCUGAUUUUCUUACGUCGUCAGUUCCCUAUUAAUGCGUUCUUACUUCACAACUGUGGCGUUGGAUCACAUUGCACACACAUGUCGAUAUUUUAAUUUCCUGUCAUUUUUAAUAUUUAACUGUUCUUUUAAGAUUAGGUUUGGACAAUGUACAGAAUAAGAUUGAUGUCCUAAGUGUUGGAAGUUGUGAACAGUUUUUUAAAGGGUUUCGAAUAUUUUGUUAUGGAGCCGUAGACCUGCUCUCGCUGAACACAACUUGGGAGUGGUUACCGAGGAAUAAAGUGGCACCGAGAAAAAAAACUUCCAAAAAAAGCUAUGGAAAUUGUCCAGAAUGGUUCAGGACACAGGUCAACAUGGAAAGUCAUCGUGAAAAAAUCUUUUUAAUGUGAUGGCGUCUGCUCUGGUCUGUCAUACAAAGCUCUACAGCAGUUAGAAAUGUCAUCCGUCUGGUUUAAAAACUGCAACAUUGUGUCUGAUUGCUAACAGUGUUUUAAAGAGGAUGUGUUUAUCAUGCUGAUGCCAAACCUUCCAUAGUAUAUCCUCCUUCUAAAUGACCGUGAAACGAAAUUCUUCUCAGUGGAAACUACAGUCGUUGUUGUAACAUGGCUGCCGACACUUGUGCUGACAUCCAUCGAGGUAACAUGCGUGUAUAUAUAUAAUAAUGCGAGUGAUGAGAGAGAUGUUGUGAAAUAUCUUCGACAUGUUGUUUGAAAUAUGUGGGAUGGUGUCUUUUUGAACCAGUGUCAACUGAGGAUUUGUGACACUUGUUCAGAGUUUUGUAUUUUGUAUAAAUUAAUAAAGGUUAAUAAAAAAAAGAAAUCUCUCCUAAGUCCUUAAAUCAUUAUUUUUCCUUAUUAGAGGUUGUAUUCACCAGUCUCAACAGAAUACUCUUUAAUAUGUUUUUUCAAUGUGACAGACUUAAAUACAUCUCUACAUUCAGAAGUACAGAUUAAAAUGUGCAUUAUUCUUUUCUCGCUGCAAGACUUGGUGAUUAACUAAGUUUCCUUUUGGCAUCAAUGACAAAAGUAAAAAAAAACUCGUACCACAACACAACAGAAUAAAUUAUUUAACCUGAUGGUUUCAUUGCAUUUUCUAGUUUGUGAGGAUUCAACAGUAAAC
This is a messenger RNA of Pleuronectes platessa (European plaice), 2919 nucleotides long. RefSeq names its product TBP-like 1 (gene tbpl1). Gene Ontology annotation, biological process: DNA-templated transcription initiation. Bases 529 to 1146 code for a protein of 205 amino acids. The transcript is spliced from 8 exons. The record is from RefSeq and is a predicted model, not a curated record. NCBI's taxonomy places the organism in Eukaryota, Metazoa, Chordata, Actinopteri, Pleuronectiformes, Pleuronectidae. Gene Ontology annotation, molecular function: general transcription initiation factor activity; DNA binding.